This is a messenger RNA of Penicillium odoratum, 675 nucleotides long. Its product is annotated as O-methyltransferase. Bases 1 to 675 code for a protein of 224 amino acids. The transcript is spliced from 2 exons. The record is from RefSeq and is a predicted model, not a curated record. Gene Ontology annotation, molecular function: O-methyltransferase activity. NCBI's taxonomy places the organism in Eukaryota, Fungi, Ascomycota, Eurotiomycetes, Eurotiales, Aspergillaceae.
AUGGCACCCCCAACCCCCCUCACAGCAACCCCACACCUCCUCAAUUUUCUCAAAGAUCUCCACUCCCAAUCCCUAAGCCAAGAAUCCAAAAUAGAAUGGACCUCCCUCCCAGGCCAAACGACAAAUGAAUUCGACAAUAUUAUGCGUGACAAGUUCAUCGCCUUAGAUCAGGAUAAAUGCGAACUUAUCUACCACAUCCUGCGCAGCAUCAACGCGACGACUAUCGUCGAAGCCGGAACCAGUUUCGGCGUGAGUACCAUUUACCUUGCGCUCGCUGCGGCUCAGAAUGCCGCGUGGAGUGGCUCUAGUGGCAUAGUUAUCGCCACUGAGAAGGAGGUAUCGAAGGCUGCUGAGGCACGGAAGAACUGGGAGAAGGCUGGAGAGGAGAUUCAGGGUGUGAUUGAUCUGCGGGUUGGUGAUCUACGGGAGACACUGGGCAAGGACCUUGGAACGGUCGACUUCAUGCUUUUGGAUAUUUGGACACCUCUUGCUCUUCCCGCGCUGAAGCUGGUAGAACCGCAUUUCCGGCCUGGAGCUAUGAUUAUUGCGGAUAAUACGCUUAAGGCUAGUGCUGGGUAUGAGGAGUUGUUUGCGUAUGUUGAUGCGCCUGGUAGUCGGUUCCGGAGGGUUACUAUGCCUUAUACUGGUGGUAUGGAUAUGAUUGUUUAUCAGUGA